Molecule: messenger RNA, 1741 nt
Organism: Polyodon spathula (Mississippi paddlefish)
Lineage: Eukaryota; Metazoa; Chordata; Actinopteri; Acipenseriformes; Polyodontidae
Gene: traf3ip2l
Product: TRAF3 interacting protein 2-like
Exons: 11
Coding region: 253-1560 (435 amino acids)
Biological process (GO): humoral immune response; positive regulation of canonical NF-kappaB signal transduction
Source: RefSeq, a predicted model, not a curated record
UAGCUCCUCCCGACGAGACGUUGGUAAUCUCGAGCGCAAAGUACACUUGUGCGCAGAGCGAGGGCGAUUAGUAACGUCAAACUGAAUUGAACUGAAACUGAACUGAAAGUAAACUGGUUACUUGACCUCGUUUGGACUUUUUGUUGUAGCGAAUGUGACGGAAUUCAGAAUGAAGAAGGUAGUUUGCUCCAGUUUUAUGAAAGGAUACAGUAUCUGAAAGCUGUGCUGGAUUGACCAGGGCAUCGUGUUGCAAUGAUGAUGUUACCAACAUUGCCUCAGAUUUCAACACAGAGGUACAAAACACCACCCAGCCUCUCUUCUUCUGGGAACUACCCAGAAGAAAACGACGAGACUGCGAGCAGUGACUCUCUCCUUGACACACACUCUGAGCCCUUCCCCAGCUCCCAGACCAGGUCUCCCAUAAACAGUCAGCAUCACAUGGCCGAUGGUAACCACCACGGAGUAGCAGGGGCCCAGUCCUGUUACAACCCCUUCCGGCAAAACGUGGCACAGCAUCUCCACAGCAAUUACCAACAGCAGAGCCACUUCCACAGUCCCAUUGGCGAGUGCUCUAGCUGCCCAGACACGCAUGCCGGAGCCUGGCCCAGCAUCAGCUUCAGCAGUGGAUGUGGCUCCAGCGGUGCUAACCCCAACAGCCUGGCUUCUUGCCCGCCCUCUGAACACUAUAUGAGCUAUCAGAGACGGGACUACACCAGCAGCCAACCACAUGCCCCAUCUCCUGCUGUGGGCAGCUAUAGCCUCAGCAUUAGUCAGCUGGAGCCGCCCUUGUCCUUGCAUUCCGUGCCCCCCACCGGGACCGCUAACCCCUUUGUACAGCCGUACCCCUACAGACCCGCUGCAUGCUGCCCUCAGUAUCCUGUCGAUGAGCUCAGCAUGCAGCCUUCUCAUCCUCCUGGAUACUAUCUCCCCAGGACCCCAGGUGCCCCUUGCUGCAGACCUCCUGGAACUGGCACCACUCAGAGAGCACACACCACAACAGAACCCUCCAAAACAAAUGGCAUGUACAGCAUGCCUCUCCCUCUGGAACAGAGGAAGGUCUUUGUCACAUAUGAAGCAGACAGUGACAUGCACGUUCGCGAAAUCUUAAACUUUGUCUCUUUGCUGAGAGGGAAUGGAUUCGACACACAUAUUGACCAGUUUGAACAGCAGUAUAGAAGCAUAAGCAAAAUUGACUUCAUGGAAAAAUACAUCAGUGAGAAAGACUACUUGAUUAUUAUAGUAAUCAGCCCCAAGUAUUAUGAAACUGUCAAACCAUGUCAGUAUAGCAGUAUAAAGAAUGACGAGAGUGCCUUGCAUACAGUUUACAUCUACAAACAGCUACAAAAUGAGUACAUCCAGAAUGGCAGUAAAAAUUUCCGCUUCAUUCCUGUUCUCUUCCCUGGAGCAAAGAGGAGCCACGUGCCUUCCUGGCUGCAGAACACCCACGUGUAUCACUGGCCCCAAGACAUGCAAGACAUCCUGCUGCGGCUGAUGCGUGUGGAGAAAUACAACCCCCCACCCGUCGGAAAGCUCCCCACCAUCUUCUCUAAGCGCAUUUAGGAGCCUUUCUCGGGACCUGCGCAAAAAUACUGGCGCUGAUCAACUUCACUUCUGAGAGCAUGCUGUUUUAUGAGACUUCAGGUCUACGCAAUCACUGCUCUUUUCAACCAUUUUAAAACAGUACCCCAUUCUUCUUGAGUUUUCAGCUCAAGUACCCCCCUUUACAAUUUUCUCUCUACUG